Molecule: messenger RNA, 2633 nt
Organism: Jatropha curcas
Lineage: Eukaryota; Viridiplantae; Streptophyta; Magnoliopsida; Malpighiales; Euphorbiaceae
Source: RefSeq, a predicted model, not a curated record
UCUGCAUGCAUGUGGGCUUUUAUCAUGUAUGUUUUUGUUAUUACAUCUUUUCUUAUUUCUGUUUUGAAGAAUUUACAAGUUUUGCUUUUGCACUAGUUUCCUUUCACUCUCUUUUCUUGUUUCUUCAUUUAUCCACCUAUUCUUUCUCCCUUGUCUUUUCUUGUGUAAAUGUUAGAGAUCUUACAUGGGUUUUCGUCAAUUUUCUUCUGGCUUGCAAAAACUGGAAAGAGCCAGUAGAAGUUUUUAGGCUUUUGAACAAGAUCUCUAUCUUUUCUUGUGGCUGAUGCAUAUGUAGAUAAUCCUGAGUAACACUAGAGUUGAUUUGGAUGUUGAUAAGGAUUACUGUUUCUGGAAAAUUGUUGGUUGCCUGAGAAGGAUGCCAAACCAGCUAUGGUUUGCACUGCUAAUGAUUUAUCAUCAUGGAAAGAUUUUCCAAAGGGCCUUAGGGUCCUCCUCCUUGAUGAAGAUAGCAAUUCUGCUGGAGAAAUAAAAUCGAAACUUGAAGCGAUGGAUUAUAUUGUUUCUGUGUUCUGUGAUGAGAAUGAAGCUCUGUCAGCAAUUUCAAAGAAACCUGAAAGUUUCCAUGUUGCUAUUGUAGAGGUGAGUACAAACAGUAACAAUGGGAGCUUCAAGUUCCUCGAAACUGCCAAGGACUUGCCUACCAUCAUGAUUUCCGACAUUCAUUGCCUGAACACCAUGAUGAAGUGCAUAGCGCAUGGUGCUGUUGAGUUCCUUCCGAAACCUCUCUCUGAAGACAAAUUGAGAAAUAUAUGGCAGCAUGUGGUUCAUAAGGCAUUUAGUGCCAGUGGAAAUGUCCUCUCUGAAUCACUUAAGCCUGUCAAAGAUUCUCUAACUUCCAUGCUUCAGCUCAAGGUAGAAACCGAAGAGCCCAAGAAUGAGAAUUUAGAGAGCAUAGAAGAUGUGUCUCCAGCUCAUGAAAAUGAUCAUGUGCAGUCACCAGGUAUUGAUAAGUAUCCGGCUCCUUCAACCCCACAAUUAAAACAGGGAGCACGGUUACUUGAUGAUGGGGAUUGCCAAGAUCAUACUACUUGCUCAACAGAAAAAGAGAGUGGGGAGCAAGAGGGGGAAUCUAAAUCUGUCGAAACUACUUGUGCAAUGACUGAAGUAACUCUGCAGGUGGACCAUCCUCAGAGCUUAAGUGAGACUAUCAUCAAAGAGGAGGAUGACUCUGCUGAUGGUGUCAAGAAUGAGAGUAAUGCAUCUAGUCAUCCGCAAAAUAAAGAGAGUCUCAACAGUCCUGACGGCAGUGCUGAAAACCCAAUUAAAGCUUCGAGCCAUCAUAAUUCCUAUGGGACUAGAGCUAAUCGAAAGAAAAUGAAGGUAGACUGGACGCCUGAGCUGCACAAAAAAUUUGUGCAUGCAGUGGAGCAGCUAGGCGUAGAUCAAGCCAUUCCUUCAAGAAUACUAGAGGUAAUGAAAGUGGAAGGCUUGACAAGGCAUAAUGUUGCCAGUCAUCUUCAGAAGUAUCGAAUGCAUAGAAGGCAUAUUCUGCCCAAGGAAGAUGAUCGGAGAUGGCAACAACAAAGAGAGCAAAUACAAAGGAGUUAUUAUCCACAUAAACCUAUCAUGGCCUAUCCUCCGUAUCACCACUCCAAUCAUAAUUUCCCACUCAGUCCAGUGUAUCCUGUAUGGGGAGCAGCUGGUACUCACCCAGCUGGUGUCCAAAUGUGGGGAUCACCAGGCUAUAACCCAUGGCCACCAGCAGAGAGUUGGCACUGGAAUCCGUAUACAGGGAUGCAUGCAGACGCAUGGGGUUGCCCUGUCAUGCCACCAACUCACACUCCUUAUUCUUCAUCACCUCAAAAUGCUCCUGGGUUUCACAGUUUUGAAACUGUCAGUAACGGCUGCAGAACACCACAGAAUUUGUAUGAGCUACAUCCGACAGAGGAGGUAAUUGAUAAUGUAGUGAAAGAGGCAAUCAACAAGCCUUGGUUGCCAUUGCCAUUAGGUCUGAAGCCUCCUUCUACUGAAACUGUCCUGGCUGAACUCUCCAGACAAGGUAUCUCCAGAAUUCCUCCUGAAAAUCAACGGCUCUGAUUCCUUCUAAUGCUAUCAUGUCUGGUACAUCAAUGCUGAUACAGUUUAACCCACUUGGGUGAUGGACCAUCAGAAGCCAGACAGCCAAAUCAGACAGAUACGUAAUCAUCGUCAUCAUCCAUCAAUAAAUGGGUGGGACCCAAUUUGUGGAAUGAAGACACAAACAAAAACCCAGAAAAAAGUCCAGUGAUGACUCAACAGGAAUGGCUAGCAGGAGGCCACGUAGGUGCAUUAUACCUCCCGUGUGAAAUUUGUGGUUGUAAAUAGAGUCUAACUGAGGGACAUUUUGUUAAAAUGUUGUACGUUUUGGUCUUUUAGUUAUUUUAUUUAGAGCUUUUUUUUAUGGAAGAUCGGUGGGAAAGCGGUGGUAGUGGUGGGGCCAUUUUCUUGUAGUGCUGGGUGGGGCCUGAAUGUGGGGAUCACCGUCGAUUAAGGGGAGGGGACUCUGGAGAUAAUGUGGGGUGGUGUAACCGGGAGGGACUUUGUGAAUAAAGUUGACACUUGACAGAAUAUUGACGGAUGCUGACGUGUUUUCUAUCCAUAAUUUUUAUUUAUUAUUUCUAUUUUUAUUACUA